GAUGUCAGAUGUCAGCAUGCAAGACAUUUCCAACACAAGCUGAUGCUUCUGAGUGUCAUUAAAAUUAUCUGUCCAUUUGUUUUUUUAUAUAUACAUUUUUUGCAUAUGCCUACUUUUCUUCAUCAAUAUAUACAUGCUGUAGCUAUUGAGAAUUAUUUUUUUACUUUUUGCUUUUUUUAAGAAUCAUCUGGAAAUAAUUUGAUCCUAAAUUAGCAAUCUGAAUUUACAUUAAGGAAAUUAAAUGCUGUUUCAGUUUAUUUUAAGUCACUUUUUAUUUAUCUAAAAAGCUUCAAAUUGAAUAAAGUGUGCCUUUUCUCCCCAAAAGGUUUUUUUUUCUGACCAAUUUUAUGAAUAAUAUGUCUUUCUGUACAUUUUGUACCCACAGGAGUCGGUGAAAACAAUGUCCCACUUCAUCCUUGCAACUUUGACUUGAAUGUAAAUCACAGCUUUGUUUUUCUUUUAAAACAAAGUAGUUAUCAUUGGGAUUUAUGUGGCUCCAGCCUUUUGUUCAGCUCCUCGCUCUUAAACUGGAUUUACACUCGUGUUUAACACGUUUAACUUAAUCCCUCCUAAACUGAAGAUUCGUACCUGUGAUCUUCGCCAUGUUACUUACUUUUCUAAACCCGGCUCAAGAUAUUUUGUCUAAUUUUCAGAGGUGUGGACUCGAGUCACAUGACUUGGACUCGAGUCAUUAUUUUAGUGACUUCUGACUUAACUUGAUAAAAUCUAUAAAGGCUUACGUCUUGACUAAGACUUAAACUCCAAUGGCUUGCAACUUGAAUCGACUUGCAUCUGUUGACUUGAUGUUGACUUGAGCACAAAAGUGGCAGGACAUGGACAAAAAUCAUAAAUGAUUCUUUGUUCUGGGCUGAAUCUUGUAUGGCUAAAUGAAGCAGCACUUUGUUUAUAAUCAGUUUCAGUUGUACUUUCUGCUUGUUUGAGCAAAUAAAUGAAGCUUUAAUUCUGGAAUUUAUUUAUUAUCGUUGUCAUUAAAUUGAAGUUGGGCAGAUGACCUGAUUAUGGCUUGAAUAUUCAAAGUUAAGGACUUGGACUUCCACAUCAUUGACUUUGGACUCGACUUGGACUUGGUUGUCUUUGACUUGGACUUGACUCGAGACUUGACUGGAAAGACUUGUGACUUGCAAAGCAGUGACUUGGUCAAACCUCAUCUUAUUUUAACUUAUGAAAAAUAAGAAUAAGAAUAUUCUCCAAAAUGAGCUUAUCUCAGUUUAUAUGAAUGACCUGCUUGUUAUUUCCAAACGUUGUGGCACGUGCAUUUUGCAGGAAUUUUACACGAUUAUUAUUCAGUCACAAGGUUUGUGCUAUUUUUCUGUUUGGACAUUUCAGAGACCAUGUUUUUAAGAAAGAAACUAUAAGGAGUCUUAUUUAGGUAAUUUGACUUGCUUUCCACGAAUGGGGCCUUUCCACAGGAUGCAUAAGCAAAACGUAACGUUAGCUAAACGUACUACGCAGCAGUUAGCUGCUGUUAUAGUGGACGGGCGCGUUUCCAGUGGCUGUAAAAAGCAGCUUUUUGGAUUCGUCCCAGAAGCACAGGGACGUGUUGCCUACGCUCCAGGUCUAUUAUUUUUUUAUGCGCUAUGCUUCCAAAACUCAUCAACCUCCCGUUCAUAUCAGGCCAGACAGGAAGUCACACACAAAAGAAGAGUAAAACAUCUGGAAACUUUCAAAAUAAAAGUUACAUGCAGAUUUCCAGUACAGAAGCUAAACAAUCUGCACAUAUGAACCUCCCCCUGCUCUCACUUCAUUAGGACCACGCACACACACACACACACACACUUCCUCGCUCUCACGGGAGAUGCACGGAAAGUGAAACGUCCCCCCUCACCACCGUAACGGGACACACACGGAAGCAAAACAGUCCGCGCACAGCUGAAGGAGAAACACAGAGACCGUUAGCAACCAUUGGAUAAUCUGGUUGUCGUCUAGCCAAACCGAUGCACUUCCCUGGGUCCUCCAGUCACUACGCACUUGUGCGUUUUGCAACAGAACACUGCUGGUGUGAGGGAAGAUACCUGAGGGGAGGGGUCGCCGACGACCUCAGCGCUUCCCUCCCCGCUAAACCGACCUGCAUCCCAUCAGCAGACAUGAUCAUCAGACUAGGACGACUGACGCCCGGAUACUUUCGCCUUCUCCAGAGGCAGGUUGCCGGUGAGGUGCAGACGCAGCCGCAGGACCGCGCCAUCAACCAGAUAGCCAUGAUGCUGGCCAUCAUGGGUCUGAGUUUGUCCUACUACAGCGCCAAACAGAUGACGGAGAAGGUCCACGUCCAGCCUGCACCCUGAAGAGACUCGACUGUGGAGAGCGCAGACGAACCAAAGAGAAGUGGAGCGAAGGAGCAAAGUGAAGUUGCAGCAAUGUCCCCCAGGACCGCAAGUCCUUCAUUGGUCAAAUUCACACUUGGACACUAAGUUUCAGGGAUCCUUCUGACAUCAUGGGCUGCUAUUAAGUCUUUUUUACCAUACCUUAUGUUCCCAGAACCUUCGGGGGCUUGUGGGAGGGGCUGGCUCUGGGUCACAGAGAGGACGAGUUUGGGUGGGUGAUCAAACCCGAAUCGAUGUCUGAGCAUUAGUCGUUGCAGUAGCACACGCUUGCAGGAUGCCAUCAAGUAAUAAACAACAACUAACUGUGAAGAAAAAGUUAAAUUUUAUGAACUUUUAUACAUUUUUUAGGGACGGCUGAUUGCAAACGAGUUGUUUUGCAAUGAAGUGACGCCAGACGAGUUGAUGAAGUCGGCCUAAAACAUCUAGAUAUCUGAUUUUCAUGAGCAAAAGUAAUGUCCUUGUGAACAGAUCAGUCAGUAGCUGUACUCUGAUGUCGACAUGAGCUGUAUCUGUCUGAGAUUCUGUGAAUAUUUUGCACAAAACUGCCGAAACCUUUUAAAAUACUACAGUAGAUCUGCAAAGGGGCGUCGCCUUUCUCACUGUUGCGUGAUGUCACUGUUUUGACUAAAUUCUAGGAAGCCUUGCGAGUGAGUGAGUGAGUGAGUGAGCCUUUUAACUUUGCAGAAUCUACUGACGUUUCACUUUAUGAAUGCGUGUGUGUGUGCCGAUCCAAAGUUUCACGAGUCUUGUUUUUGUUGAUGAAUGAUUGUGUCACUUUACUUUGUAAGGGUUUAAUAAAGCUGUGAACGUUUUGAA
Molecule: messenger RNA, 3158 nt
Organism: Nothobranchius furzeri (turquoise killifish)
Lineage: Eukaryota; Metazoa; Chordata; Actinopteri; Cyprinodontiformes; Nothobranchiidae
Product: putative transmembrane protein ZNF593OS
Source: RefSeq, a predicted model, not a curated record